CUACGUUAAAAAUCCAUUGUAACCUUAGUUUUGAUUGGUCCAAAAUUGGAGUCGCCAUUUUACCGCGAUUAUUUGCCGCAAACAAAAAAUAAACGUUGUUUCUCUUUUAGCGCAAUGUCAGAUCAGGAUAGUGAACCGUCUUCCCCCAAAACGGCAGAACAAAACAAAAUGGAGACUGAAGAAAAUGGUAGCAAUAAAGAGGAGCCCAUAUCAGACACAAAUGAGCAAAGUUCUUCAGAAAAGGAGGAUCAUGAUGAAUCGAUUGGGAAAGAUGAAGAAAAACAGAACACAUCAUCUGAACAGGACGGUGAGAAAGACAACAAAGAUGAAGACGAUGAGGAAGAAGAGUCUGAUGAUGAACCCCAAGUUGGAAUGUUAGAGAGACCCUUGAUCAUCGAAGAUGGAAAGAAACGAGAAAGGAAAAAGGUGGAAAGGAUGUCAGAUAUCAUGAAGGAGUCAUUGGAUGCCAAGCCCGUCGAGAUAUUGGAAGGGAAAGGACGAGCUCUGGGAGAUAUUCCAUUCAUUGAGCACAAGAUCAGCCGAGCAAAGCCAGAAGAUCUGAAACUUUUAUAUCGGGUUCUGUUUAGGAAACCUGGAAAGCAAUUAGAACUCCGGAAACACAUACGGCAGUUCUCUGGAUUUCCAUUCCCCAAGACUGAUGACGAGUAUAAGAAGCGAUUGGAAAUUUUGAAGAAACUGUCCUUCACAAAAAAUAUGAUCCAGCAUUGCUGUGAAAUCCUAGAUGUCCCCAGGACUGGAAAUAAAGAGGAGUUGAUAGAUAGACUCAUGGAAUGGCUAGAAAAACCUGCUGACUCUGGCAGGAAUGUUCCAAAAUCAAAAAAACGUAAAAGAAGCAAAUCUACAGAUGGAAAGAAGAAAAAGGGGGCAUCAAAGGGAAAGAAGACGGACAAGAAGACCAAGAAAUCAGAUAAGGCUGAAAGCAGCGAUAAUGAAGAUGAUGAUGACGCUGAUGGUGAUGAAGAAGAGGAAGAGAAAGAAGAGUCUGAAGAUGAGGCUGAGAAAUCUGAGGAAGAGCAAGCAUCAGACAGUGAAGAUGAGGCGCCUCCUAAAAAGAAAGCUAAGAAGGCGACACCAAAACCUAAAGCUGCCAAGAAAGAGAAGAAGGAGGCAUCCAAACCAGCUAAAGAGAAGAAGAGUUCACCCAAGAAGAAACCUACCCCGAAAAAGAAGGCGGCAAAGGCUAAACCAGCUGAGGAUGAAGAGGAGGAGGUGUCAGAUAUCAGCUCGGAUUCAGAAGACGAACCUCUUGUGAAGGAGAAGGAGAAGAAAGAGACCAAGAAAAAACAGCCACCUACAAAUGAAGAAAUCAAGGAUCUCAUUAAGAACAUGCUGGAUGAUGCCAAUCUGGAGGAGGUUACCAUGAAAACAGUGUUAAAAGAUGUUUUUGCAAAAUACCCCGGUUUUGACUUAACAGACAGAAAAGAAUUUAUAAAAAAUACAGUGAAAAAGCUCAUCUCAUGAAGUCUUAGUGCUACAACACGCUCUCGGACAUAGGUGUCCUCUCACUGAAAUACGAUGUUCUCUACCGGCAGCUCAAAGAGUUGCCCCUUGUCCCCAGCUUUCAUGCUGUGGGCAAACAGACUAAAUAGAGCCAUAAUUUAAGAACAUCUUGGAAAUAUUUAUAAAAAUAUGUGUUGAUUUUUCAUGUCUAGACUCGGAUCUUGAAAUGAUGUUUAUUUAAGAUGUCUUUUAAAUAUGUGUAAGAGUGCCAUUAAGAUUGAAAUGGUUGAAAAGGUAAUGUUGAAGUUGUUCGAUAAUUUAAAAAGUGCAACUGAUUUCUGAGCUCUCAUUGUCACAUCAUGUUAAAUAAAUCGUGUCACAUUUUAUGACAAGACUGUUGAUUAUAUUUUUUCAAAACCAUGGGGGGACUUUUUUUUUACACAGUUUUUAAUUCCUAUAAUUAAUAGUGUAUAUGUUUUAUAUGGUAUUUUAUCAACGUGUAUUGUCUGUGUGAUUGUGUUGCUUCAUGUCUUCUGCUAUUGUACAGAUAUGUGUCAUUUACUUAUUUUCGAUAGGUUGAGAGUAACUGAUAUGGCAUACAUAUAAUAUUGAUUGUGUGUAGAGUUGAGUAAUAUUCAACAUACAAAUGUAGUACAAGACAAAAUGUUUAAUUUGAUUCACAUCUUGCAAAAAUGCUCCAUGUCAUAUACGGCCUGCUGGUUCCAGACCAGCCUGUGGAAUCAUGAAGCUUGGUCAGGAGCUAUGCUGUUCGCUGCUUAGUCACACAAGGUUCGAUGGUCUUUUUAGCGAACAUGGUUGCCCCUGAACAGACUGCUUGCCUGCGCUGGUUGGUCUGGAGCUAUCCAGGCUGCAUAAGGCAUAAGACACAUUUUCGCAUGACGCUGCUCAUUUGUACUGAUGAUGUCAAUAUGUCAGCAUAAUUUUAAUAUACUGGUCUUAUUAUUGGUCCAUGAAUCUAAUUAUGUAAGAAAGUGAUGUUAUUACUACUCAGACUUUGUGCAUAUCAUUUCUCAUUAUAAAAGUUGUAAGCAUUUUAAAGUGUCUGUCUGCCCUACUUAAGAGCAUUCUUGUAGUUAGUAAUGGUCUUAUUAUUGUUCCAUGCUUAUAUAACAUGCUUCUAACACCAAUUAAAAAAAUUGUAAAUACCAGAUUUUUGUGAGUAAGGUAUCUCUGCAUAGUAUAAGUACAUACACUUCAUUGUAUGAAUCGGACAUAAUGUUGUGGUAGUGCUACUUACAAUAAAUAAAUGAAGGCAGUAAUUCUUAUUAAUUUUAAUAGGUGUGAUUUGUGUUGUUCAUAUUAGUACAUCAAAUAUAAGUACAUCAAAUAUUUCUUGCCAUGCAUUUCGCAGUCAACCCUUUUGGAGCAAGUAAUAAAUAGCAUAUUGGUAUUUUUGCUGGUAAAAAUUAUUUAUAAUCUAGUAACGGUCUUUAAUGGUAAGAUACCAUUUACAAUCAGUUAUCAGAACUGCAACAACGUGUUCCUAAAUUUAACAAUUUGCUUUUUAAUAUUUAUAAUGAUAGGAAGUUUGCACUACACUGUAUUAUCAAUUAGUAUGUGUUCUUGCAUUUCUAUAUCAUUUUUCACUCAUUUAUCAUUUAGCAAUGUACAAUUUUCAUAAAAAUAAAUACACAAAAGUGA
Messenger RNA from Dreissena polymorpha, 3123 nucleotides. Its product is annotated as protein DEK-like. Gene Ontology annotation, cellular component: nucleus. Gene Ontology annotation, biological process: chromatin organization; regulation of double-strand break repair. Gene Ontology annotation, molecular function: histone binding; DNA binding. Lineage: Eukaryota; Metazoa; Mollusca; Bivalvia; Myida; Dreissenidae. The coding region runs from base 115 to 1482 and encodes 455 amino acids. The transcript is spliced from 12 exons. The record is from RefSeq and is a predicted model, not a curated record.